This is a messenger RNA of Rhodamnia argentea, 1201 nucleotides long. Its product is annotated as 50S ribosomal protein L13. Bases 239 to 859 code for a protein of 206 amino acids. NCBI's taxonomy places the organism in Eukaryota, Viridiplantae, Streptophyta, Magnoliopsida, Myrtales, Myrtaceae. Gene Ontology annotation, biological process: translation; negative regulation of translation. The record is from RefSeq and is a predicted model, not a curated record. The transcript has 5 exons. Gene Ontology annotation, cellular component: mitochondrial large ribosomal subunit; ribosome. Gene Ontology annotation, molecular function: mRNA binding; structural constituent of ribosome.
ACCGAAUACUUCGAAGCCCAAGAGAAAACCUAAGCCCGUUUAUCCCUCUCUCUCUCUCUCUCCCUCCGCGCUCGACUGGUUUCGGCGGUGACGUCGCGCCAUCGAAGCGAGCUCGAAGUCGAGACAUUUCACGCAUCCACUGCAACUGCACCAAAUCGAGCCUCAUUCGCCGAAACCCUAACUCCCUUCGCCGUGCUCGGAAGCCUUUCUCCUUUUGUAGCCGUGAAGCUUCGGAGGCAUGGCAACUCAAGCUGCUGCUGCUGCUACUUUUAAUGGCAAUAUGAAGAAAGCACUUGCUGGCUUGAGGCGUAUCAAUCUGGAAGGACUGCGGUGGAGAGUGUUUGAUGCGAAAGGCCAGGUUCUUGGGAGAUUAGCUUCUCAAAUAGCAACUGUGGUCCAAGGCAAGGAUAAGCCCACAUACACUCCCUAUCGGGAAGAUGGGGAUAUGUGCAUUGUGCUUAAUGCAAAGGAUAUUUGUGUCACAGGGAGAAAGAUGACAGAUAAAGUUUACUACAAGCAUACUGGGUUUGUGGGCCACCUCAAGGAAAGGACCUUAAAGGACCAAAUGGCGAAGGACCCCACAGAAGUCAUUAGGAAAGCAGUUCUCCGCAUGCUUCCAAGAAACAAAUUGCGUGAUGAUAGAGACCGAAAACUAAGAAUAUUUGCUGGUGGUGAACACCCUUUUGCUGAUCGGCCUCUUGAGCCUUAUGUGAUGCCUCCUAGACAAGUACGAGAAAUGCGACCUCGUGCAAGACGUGCUAUGAUUCGAGCUCAGAAAAAGGCUGAGCAGCAACAGCGGGGAAGCACUGAUACAAAGAAGGGUAAAAAGAGAGAGAAGACCCCAGAAGUCAGUGAAUGAAGAGAGAAGUCGUCUAGAGCAGUUACAUUUGAUUGCCUAUCGUACACGUUCGGAUGUGCGAUCCUUGCGACAUCUCCUUUGCAACCUCUUUCGUCUAAUUGGGAUUCUGGAGCUUGUCUAUACGGUUCUCUAGGCAGAUCAGUUGGAUUGCUGUGAAAAUUUUGCCAGGGAUGGUUAUAUUUUUGCAAUAAGGGAAUUGGGCAAAAGAAUCGAGUGUAAUUUUAGAUGCGUGCUGAGGGCUUCAGUGGUUUGCAAAGGUUUAAUUUCCCAAGUCACUCUUUUUGUCACACUGGUUGUGGAACUAGGUUCUGCCUUUGAUCUUAAUUUUGUUUUCCGUUUCCA